CUGUCGUGUCCGAGCUGUCGCAUCCCGGAGUCCGCCUCAUCGCCGCCACCCCGGCCGGAGCUCGUCCUCCCUCCCGAAGCUCUCGCGCGCCCGACCGCUCGGCCCUCGCCCCGCGACCAGCAUCAUGUGCGGUAUAUUUGCUUAUUUAAAUUACCAUGUUCCCCGAACAAGAAGAGAAAUCUUGGAGACCCUAAUCAAAGGCCUUCAGAGAUUGGAGUACAGAGGAUAUGAUUCUGCUGGUGUGGGACUUGAUGGCGGCAAUGACAAAGACUGGGAAGCCAAUGCCGGCAAAAUCCAGCUCAUUAAGAAGAAGGGAAAAGUUAAGGCACUGGAUGAAGAAGUUCACAAACAACAAGAUAUGGACUUGGAUAUAGAAUUUGAUGUACAUCUUGGAAUAGCUCAUACCCGUUGGGCAACACAUGGAGAACCUAGUCCUGUCAAUAGUCACCCCCAACGCUCUGAUAAAAAUAAUGAAUUUAUUGUUAUUCAUAAUGGAAUCAUCACCAACUACAAAGACUUGAAAAAGUUUUUGGAAAGCAAAGGCUAUGACUUUGAAUCUGAAACAGAUACAGAAACCAUUGCUAAGCUUGUCAAGUACAUGUAUGACAACUGGGAAAGUCAGGACGUCAGUUUUACUACCUUGGUGGAGAGAGUUAUCCAACAACUGGAAGGUGCUUUUGCACUUGUGUUUAAAAGUGUUCAUUUUCCUGGGCAAGCAGUUGUCACAAGGAGAGGUAGCCCCCUCUUGAUUGGUGUGCGGAGUGAACAUAAGCUUUCUACAGAUCACAUUCCAAUUCUGUACAGAACAGGCAAAGACAAGAAAGGAAGCUGUAAUCUUUCCCGUGUGGACAGCACAACAUGCCUUUUCCCUGUUGAGGAAAAGGCAGUUGAAUAUUACUUUGCUUCUGAUGCAAGUGCAGUGAUAGAGCACACCAAUCGUGUCAUCUUUCUUGAAGAUGACGAUGUUGCAGCAGUGGUGGAGGGCCGUCUUUCUAUCCAUCGAAUUAAACGAACUGCAGGAGACCAUCCUGGCCGAGCUGUGCAAACCCUCCAGAUGGAACUCCAGCAGAUCAUGAAGGGUAACUUUAGCUCAUUUAUGCAGAAAGAAAUUUUUGAGCAGCCAGAAUCUGUUGUGAACACAAUGAGAGGAAGAGUCAAUUUUGAUGACUAUACUGUGAAUUUGGGAGGUUUAAAAGAUCACAUUAAGGAGAUCCAGCGGUGUCGGCGGUUGAUUCUUAUUGCUUGUGGCACAAGUUAUCACGCUGGAAUGGCAACCCGUCAGGUUCUGGAGGAGCUGACAGAGUUGCCGGUGAUGGUGGAGCUUGCUAGUGACUUCUUGGAUAGAAACACUCCAGUCUUUCGAGAUGAUGUUUGCUUUUUCAUUAGUCAGUCAGGUGAGACAGCUGACACCCUGAUGGGUCUUCGUUACUGUAAGGAGAGAGGAGCCUUGACUGUGGGGAUCACAAAUACAGUUGGCAGUUCUAUAUCAAGGGAGACCGAUUGUGGGGUUCACAUUAAUGCUGGUCCUGAGAUUGGUGUGGCCAGUACAAAGGCUUAUACCAGCCAGUUUGUGUCCCUUGUGAUGUUUGCUCUCAUGAUGUGUGAUGACAGGAUCUCCAUGCAAGAGAGGCGUAAAGAGAUCAUGCUUGGAUUGAAGCGGCUGCCAGACUUGAUUAAGGAAGUGCUGAGCAUGGAUGAUGAAAUUCAGAAGCUGGCAACAGAGCUUUACCACCAGAAGUCAGUCCUGAUAAUGGGGCGAGGCUAUCACUACGCUACGUGUCUUGAAGGAGCCCUGAAAAUCAAGGAGAUUACUUACAUGCACUCUGAAGGCAUCCUUGCUGGUGAGCUAAAGCAUGGUCCUCUGGCCUUGGUGGACAAGUUGAUGCCUGUCAUCAUGAUCAUCAUGCGAGACCACACUUAUGCCAAGUGCCAGAACGCUCUACAGCAAGUGGUUGCACGGCAGGGGCGCCCUGUCGUGAUCUGUGAUAAGGAGGAUACUGAAACCAUUAAGAACACAAAAAGGACAAUCAAGGUUCCCCACUCAGUGGAUUGCUUGCAGGGCAUUCUCAGUGUGAUCCCCUUACAGUUGCUGGCUUUCCAUCUGGCUGUGCUGAGAGGCUACGAUGUUGAUUUCCCACGGAAUCUUGCCAAAUCUGUAACUGUAGAGUAAAAAGCAUCUGAAACUUAAGACAGUUAAGCAACAUAAGAUACCUUUUGUAUUUAAAUUUUUGAUUUAAACUGUUGCCUCCUGAAAGCUUUUUUUUUUUAGUAAAUUCUUAUUUAUAUAUCAGUUAUAAUUAUCCACUCAAUUAAUGAUUUUUGUGCAAUUGCCUCAUUUUCAAUAAUACAUGGGGGAGUUUGAUUAAUAGAAUUUAAAUCUAAACCUAAAAUCAAAGAGAUUUUAGCUAUGGUGUUGUUUAAAGAACUGCAUAAUGAAUUUCUGGGUCCUCCACUUCAUUCAAGGAGGAUUGUUGAGUUUUUGAGAUGAUUGUUGUUUUACCAUGCCUUGAUUCAGUCAGACUGAUGAAAGACCAGUGUAUUUCAUUGGAAUAGUCAAAAGUCAAAAGCCAGUGUGUGUUAGUUUCUGGACACCUGUUGAAGGCUUUGUUACAUUAUUUGUAAGUAGAAGAUGCUGUGGCUUAUUUUGAAACUCAUCUCUGUUUUAUUUUUAAAAUCAAACUAUACAUCUAAAAAACCUGGUGAGACUUGUAUCUAAGUUCAGUUAGAUUAGUUUAAACAUGGCUGUCGUCUCUAGGUAGAGGGACAUAGUGGGCAGUGUGUUACAGUGCAUUUGAGUCCUCCACACUUGAGUAGAAGCCCAUGCAGUUUUGUGACACUGCAAAUCUGUACUGCCAGUGUGAUUGGAUAUUUGAAGAUAGGACAUUGGCAUCCUACUCCUUGGCUCUUCAUCUCCUAAGAGUAGUUCACAUUUCCUUGAAACUGUAGGAAAAAAGAAUACUGUUGAAUGACAUACUUUGUUGCUCUUGAAAUCACAGCACAGAGUUGCUAUCAAGCGUCUCAAAUUGGCAUUGGUGUGUUCAGUUCUCUCUUGAGCUUUGUCCCAGGAGUUUCCUGCAGGUUCAUUUUCUCUUCCUUCCCUGUCUUGUUGCAGAAAGCAUCUCCUCGGUGUGAGUUUGGAGGUUCUUUUUGAUUACUUGUGAGAUUUGCACACUUCCACUGGUCAUUUGAUCUUCAGUGGAUGUGAUAGAUGAGGCUUAGAAUAUCACAUACUUCCCACUGUGGAAUGACAUGAAAUUUACAGUUGCUUUCUAGAUAUCUUACUUUGUAUUGUCUUGACUCUUGUUUUGGACUAAUCAAUUGCAAUAUAAAUAGGUGAUAUUGACAUGCAUUCAUGUUGAUAGUAUCAGAAAUGGAAGUCAACUAUUGGGAUAAAGUAUUUAAAAUAGAACAUUAGUUUUACACCCCAAAAUGUGUAGAAUAAUUUCUUCAUAGAGAUAUUUGGGUCAGAUCAUGUGGGCUCUAGGAAAGUGUGUUUUAUUCAGGUUAGGUCCAUUUCUUUCAAAAAAGCUUUCACUUUUACACUGUGAAAGUACAAUAGUGGAGUUGGUAACUCACUCUUUGUGUUUGAACUUGCUGUUAAGCAGUUCAUGCUAUGAUAGAAGUAUAGGCUUCUUGUGAAGGUGGAUUGAAGACAGAGUUGAUGUGGUUUCACUCUCAUUGAUGGAGACUGGAAAUCUGAGUUUUAAAAACGUAAGACGGGGCCACAGUUUCUAUCCCAUGUAGCUGCUUUAGUUAUGUUUCUCUGUUCUAAUGAUUUCCAAGAUUUCAUGUUAGUUUAGCAUGUGUGUAAUGUCAUUUCUUGUUUGAUGUAAUAGGAUCGCUACUUAUGGGUGUGUGUGUGUGUGUAUGUGUGUGUGUGUGUGUGUGUGUGUGUGUGUGUAUGUAUGUAUGUGUGUGUGUAUUGGUGGUGUUUUUAUUUUCCCUCAAUGUGUUGCUCUAGAGUACAGGAUGGUGUUGGUACGUUGAGACAUUGUGAAAUGAUCACCACAGUAUUCUUAGGUCAUUAGUUACUAAUCCAGAGUCCUCUUGGAGCUGUUUUGAAUUACACAGUUCAGUUUUGCUAAUCACCCUUUAUGUAAUGGAACAUCAGAACUUUCUUCUGUCUGGCUCUGACUUUGAAGCAAUUCACCAGUUUCCCUUCCAUACACACUCCAAACCAGGACAAAUCCUAAAGACCAAACAGUCAAAAGCCCAAAUGAAGACCAGAGUAGUAUUUCCUAAACAAAUAUUAUUCUCUUCCCUAUCCUGUUUUGCUUUACCCUGGUUAAUAUAAAUUUAAAUUCUUCUAUUAAAUUAAUCCUUAACAUCCCAAUGUUUUACUGAGGCAAGCUACUGAGUGAAUGAGUAAGCCCAGUUAAAAUUGGCAUGAUACAGAACACAGAAAUUUAAUCUUUCAAAAUAGAAAUACCCUGCAAAGGGGGGACUUUCUAUAAAAGUUCUUUCUUAUAGUGUGUUUAAACUUUAAGUUCACACUUAUAUCAUUUCCUGGGAACCUUUGCUAGACAGGGAGAACUAUGGGGUGGGCACCCAACACAUGGCCCAGUUAAUGAUUACUUUGAAGUCAGCUUUAAAAAAGAAAAUCCUCAAUGCCAUAGGAGUAAAAAGGCUAUAGAAAGUGCACUGCUCACUCUUAGUUUGUGACUGUGUCAGCAGCUGUGCAUGAACACCUGCUAUGAGCAGGUUGCUAUUCUGGGCAGCAGAGCUAAAUCUUCAGGGCAGCUCUGAUUGUCCCUGGUGAACCUGGUUUUUAUGAAGACUCCGGUGGGAGAGCGGAAAGAUGGAGUUGGACUGAGGUGGUGUUAAAUGCUGUGAAGAGAUUUGUUUACUUAAACAGUGAUCCACAUUUUGGAACAUGUUCAUAAGCAGUUGUUCCAGUCUGUCUACAAUUAAUACAUGGAUCUAUGGUACUAGAAAGAAUGGCAGUUAAUAAUAUGCCAAGAUGAUAAGCCAUUGUGUGUCCCUGCUCCUCAGAGGGACGUCACAGGGUGCUGUGCAGGAGGCUGUUAGUUUAGAAAGCUAACAUGAGCAUUUCUGUGUAGCAGGUUGUUUCUGAAUCCAGGGCUCUUACCUGAGUAGUUCUGAAGAUGAGAGAAAAGGAACCCGUUUUUGGUCUCUUGUAAUAUUCCUCUGAAAGUCAUUUUUGUCAUUCUUUAGAGAAGGAAACUAGCUGAACUUUAACAAACACACUUUCAAUUUUGGGGGUCAGUCUUUUAUCGUUUUUUACAAUUAGGAUAUUCUGUAGCAAUAAAAGAAACCAAGGUUACCUGUUUAUUAUAUAACUGGUAUGAUUUUUCUAAAAAAAUUAAAAGCACAAUGUCAUUGGAAUAUGUUUAUUGAAAAAGAAUUCAUAAUUCAUAUUGAAUUUAGGAAGGCCAAAGAAUGGAAGGGAAUGUUAAAGAGAGUUUGGUUCAUGACAUCCACAUUUGGUGAGUUGUAUCUCCAAGAAUACAACAGUGUUUUAAACUUCGAGACGGAUUUCUCAUGACUUUGUUUACUCUCAAGUUUAAAAGUUUCAACAUAUAAGUUGGUCUUUCUCACUGUAUUUAAAGAUUGUUAAUAAGUAUUUCAGUAUCUUCAUAGCUUGAUGAAUUUAAACACCCUCAGAUCUGGGAUAGUGACAUAAUAAAACUGACAACAUUGGCUUCACAUAAUAAUGUCCAUAAUUAAGCAAGACUGUUAAGUUCUGCUGUGUUAACUGUAAGUCCAAACUAGCCUGAGAGUGUUGUAUUAUAAAAGACACCAUAUCACAAGGCUGAUGAGGACAUCUUAGGAAAAUUCUCACAUAAGCUUGUUUUUUGUACUAGUUUCCAGAGUGGGUAUAGAAAUAGUCUUUUUGAAUGUUCACUGGUUGAAUGUGUUUUUCCUUUAAUAAAGUUUUGAUAUUUGUUUAAAUUAUACUUCUGUGGGACUGGGGGGUUAGAAUAAUCAUUGCUCUGUUUUGAUUUUGUAUUCUUUUAAAUGAAUGUUUAGUUUUCUGAGCCAUAUGGUUAUUUCAUCCUCAUGUCCUGUUAAAUCCAACGACUAUACCGGAACUGUGAAUAAAUUACCCAAAACCUU
Mesocricetus auratus (golden hamster) is the source of this 6078-nucleotide messenger RNA. It is a transcript of the gene Gfpt1, whose product is annotated as glutamine--fructose-6-phosphate transaminase 1. Gene Ontology annotation, biological process: carbohydrate derivative biosynthetic process; protein N-linked glycosylation; fructose 6-phosphate metabolic process. Gene Ontology annotation, molecular function: L-glutamine:D-fructose-6-phosphate transaminase (isomerizing) activity; carbohydrate derivative binding. The record is from RefSeq and is a predicted model, not a curated record. The transcript has 19 exons. Lineage: Eukaryota; Metazoa; Chordata; Mammalia; Rodentia; Cricetidae. Bases 125 to 2170 code for a protein of 681 amino acids.